Molecule: messenger RNA, 1809 nt
Organism: Anopheles bellator
Lineage: Eukaryota; Metazoa; Arthropoda; Insecta; Diptera; Culicidae
Gene: T48
Exons: 2
Coding region: 366-1583 (405 amino acids)
Source: RefSeq, a predicted model, not a curated record
ACGUGCCGUGAGGGGCGAGACAGAAAAGAGCCGCUCGGUUCCUGUUUGUGAGUAAACCUAAUCUGCGGUACUGCUGCCCCAGUUCGUGAUCGGCGAAGGCAACAGGUUCAGUGUGUUUGGGUUCGCCGUUGUCAUAAUACGCAAUCAGGACGAUCAAUCCAGCCGUCGGUCGGUGCAUUAUCAGCCUCUGGGAGUUUGCUCGAGAAGCCCACCAUCGGCAGAAUCUGGCCGGGGCCGGCUUGAGCUCAACACUGUCUGCGAAGAAGGUGCUAGGAUUGAAGAACCGGAACGGCAGGGGGCAAUCGGGUGCGAUCCGCAGCACCGUUCCCUUGAACCUGCCCGGCAACGAAGAAGCGAGACAGAUCAUGGGCACCGCUCCGCUGGUGCUACUGUUGGCGUCGAUCGCCCUGUGCUGGUGUCCGUCGCUGCUGGCCGGUGCAUCGGCCGAGCAUCAUAACACGUCACACACGAAAGACUGUUCCCGGUUUCAUCAGCAGUGCGUUCGCUGCACGGACACGGCGUGCAUCAAGUGCACCGACCUGCUGCGGCUGGACACCGGCGAGUGCUUGAGCGAGUGCCCGGCGGGCUAUGCGGCCCAAUGGUCCACCAUGUCCGAGGUGAUGGGUCGCGUUUGUCUACCGGUCGGCAUGUCCGGUUCGCUGUUGGCCGCGGUGGCCGGAAUCGCGGCCGGGGCCGUCCUGUGCGUUAUGCUGGUCAUAAGCGCGAUGGCGAUCAUGAGGCGCCGUCAGAAGCGCAAGAAGUACCGCGAAUCGUUCAUCGACGAGAACAUCGAUCGGUUGGAGUUCCUGCGUCAGCUGGACGAGUUGCGACCGCAGGCCGAGUACUUUCUGCAGAUGCUCAACGAUACGCGGCGCCAGAUCCGGAAGCUGCACCUGGCCGGGGACAGUACAGGGGCCGCCACCUACCACCCGGUGGUGCGCGAUCUGGCCAAAAUCCUGAUCCUGCUCAACAAGCCGAUCGAGUUGAUCAAUGCGCCACCCCACGACUGGCAGCGACUGUACGUUUGGGCCGAGCGCGUUCUCGAUCGCUACAAACCGGAACUGGCGCAGUUGAUCGAGUUUCUGCAGCAACCGGCCACAGCGCAACACCAGCAGCACUCGCCGUCAGCGUCCGAUCGGCGACUGGGUUCGUCGGAUCACUCGACGUUUAAGGCGGCGUUCCAUCUGCAGCAGCAAGCCGGAAGCGGCGGGAUGGUGGGAGCGGCACACAGCACCAACGAGAGUGACCUGUCGCCCAGCCUGAGCCGCAAGAACGAGCGCAAUCUGCUGCAGCCGGAGCUGAUCCAGCUGCAGAAGCAUCGCACCUUGCCGACGAUGCAAACGACGCACCAUUUCCUGGGGUCGCUCAUCAGUCUGCACGAGUUCGACGAACGGUCGUCCCACACGACCGAUACUAGCUCGAACCACCACUCCACCGGUGGCAGCAACCCGUUCGACGAUACGUUCGAUCACGUGCGCACCUACCUUUCGACGUCCGGCAUGAACGACAGUUCGCUCUGGCUGCAGGACGAGUUCUUCAAGCUGGGCUUCCGACCGCAGGACGAAAUCACGACCGAACUGUAGCCCCGCCGGGGACCUUCAAACCACCAUUCCAGUGCAAAUUAUGAACACAGCGCCCCACCAAUCGGGAUCCAAUAGACACACAGGGACAGGGAUCCCCGUAGGAUAGCGGUGGGCCCACGAUAGGCGGAUCAGUUCCGCGGGCGGUGGGCACACCGGUCACACACAGGGAGAAAGAGAGAGGCAGAGAUACACACUGUACUAGUCAGCUUCUAGCAGGUUCAGAUAG